CUUUUUAGGUCAAUGUCAAGUGAUAUGAAUGAGGAAUGUGUAAGAAUAAUGUAAAGUGUUUAUUGAUGUUUUAAAAUCGUUUUUGUUAAUGAAUAGAAUAAAUAGUAUACAUAAAAUAUGGCUUCUCUUAUACCUGAGAUACCACAUGACAAAUCAUAUCAUGUAUUUGUGUGUUAUGAAAAGAACUCAUUGGACGUUGUUCGGAUAAUUGUUGAUAAUUUAGAGAAAGAUGGUAUUAUGUGCUGUUACUAUGAUAGGGACUUCACACCUGGACGAUCAAUCAUUGAAAACAUGUAUGAAGCUAUUGGAAAAAGUAUGAACAUGCUGGUUGUUUUGUCAGAGGAGUUUGAAAAUAGUCCGUACUGUGUGGAUGAAAUGGACAAAGCGUUUAAUCUCAGAGUACGGGGAGAAUAUAAUCUGAUACCUAUUAAGAUAGAGCCAUGUUCAGUUCCUGAAUGUCUUCGGCAUCUUGUGUAUAUUGACGUGGAAGAUAGCAUUGAUACAGCACAUGUUAAAAUCAAAGAUGCCAUUUCAAAGAAAGACCUUCAGAUAGAAUUAAGAGAAGAAAAAAAUGGGGAGUAUGUACAGUUUGAGGUGCACAAAUACAAACUAUGCAUGCCGUCUUUCACUAGAUACAGACUGAAGUUUACGGAAACAGAGAGAGCAGUCAUUUGGAACAACCAAUUCGAGGUAUCAGCUGAACUCCUACAGGAAAUAGAAGACACUGUAAAUGGUUCUUUUUUCGUUAAGUACCUACACAUUUUUAAUCACCCAUACUCUGUCAUAUUCAUCAUUUUCCUCCAUCUAUUGAUAUUGCAAAUGAUCGUCUUCCUAGUUUUGCUGCUGACUACUGGAAGAGAGAAAGCCGACAGUUUCCAACCAGUGCAAUAUUGUCUUGCUGUUGGUUUACCGACUUGGCUGUUGCUCUUAUGCAUGAGCAUGCUCUUCUACUGCAUCAAGGACAAUCGCAGGUUUAAUGUUUUCUUAAAGACAUACAGUGUGUUGCAGACUAAACUUUGGAAUAUAAGUAAACAGAACAUCACACAAACAGGGGUGUUAUUCUUCCUCAACGUAUCGAAUAUAUUGUAUGAAUAUCCGAAUAUACGUUUCAACAUUAUGUACUACAACCUUAAGCCAUGUGAGGUUUACUUUGCAAGACAACUCGAGAAGAGGGAAUCACUGAAGAAAUUCCGCAUGGAAAACGAAACAAAUGAGGAAUGUACCUCUCGGCUGUUUAAUGAAUACUUGAGUCAGUCCUGUGCAGAACUGGUCGAUACAAGCACAACACGUAGACACAAAAUGAAAAACAACGCUAAAUGUGUGUGUCUUCUGGUCGAGGGGUGGUUGAAACAAAGCAAUUGAUAAAUUCCUCUGGACUUUUUACUGUCAAACUAGUUUCUGUUUAUCAAAUGCACAAUGACAUUAGAAGACAAAACAAGCACUGACUCCAGUUCAGCAUCCUGGAUCAAGCUAUAGUUAUGAUAAGCAUAAUGUAUUGCAUUUGAAUAUAUCUGAGUCUGCAAUUUUCACUGUUUGCCUUGUUCUCGGUGCUUCCGAGGGAUGUACUUUUUAGAUUUUAUUUGGUCUUUUGUAUUUCUUUAAAACUUCCCAUUAAAUUUAAUGAUGAUUAAUUUAAUGGUAAUGUUGAAUCAUUCUUGGAGUUAGGUUGGGACAGACACAAGGUCAUUUCUUUGACAUUUGAUUCACUUACUUUAUAAGUAUAACGUUUUGUUUAAAUUCUACUUCAUGAUGAGUUUUUUUACUGUAUUUCGUGUUACUUUAGUUUGAGACAUUUACUUAAAGUCUUGCACUGGAAUGAACAAAGAAAAUGUCAGUUAGCCGCAGCCUUAUGUAUUUUAUUCUUUACUCGUGUUACGUAAUUUGUACCGGGACUUAUAUUGAAAGCAGAGCCCAUUUUAUGAACUUGGAACAUAAUGAAUAUCUGUUUGAGAUUUAUACAGGGCUUCGAAAGUUUGCCAUUCUGGCAAUUAAUGUCAGAGCACUGUAUAUUUUGUCAUUUGACAGUUGUUGUACACAUUCCAUUGGUUAAAGUUUAUUCAUAAAAAUGUAACAAUAUUUUGACGGUUUGUUUUGUGUGGAAGUUUAUAACUAUAAUUAUUCUAUAUCUAUUCUAUCUAUCCAGUCGCGAACGUUCAUUUGCUACACGUGACCGUACAAAAAUCUUGUAUUUUCUGUAUUUGGACGCACGCGCGUACAAAAAAUCCUGUAUUUUCUGUAUUUGGACGGUUCAACAGUCCCAUGUUAAACAUACGAUAAAGCCUGAAACGCGUGAAAAUGUUCCGAAUGUAAAUCAGAUGAAGUAGGCGCUAAUAAACAUAUAUAUUUGCACUCAUACCAAGCUGGGAAACUACAGAAAAGGCAGGAAUACAAUAUUCAGUGAAACAUUUUUAAUUUAAACUAAGAUAAAAUUGAUAAAGAAUAAAAAGGUUAUUUAACAUUGUACUGUACAAGCCUAGCGGCUCGUCCAAUAUGGUUUUCUCAGCUUGGUACUCGUCCAAAUAUAUCUCCGUAUUGUACAGAACAAUGUUAAAUAACCUAAUAGUAAUCUUCACUUGCCAGUAAUUUGUGAAUAAAAUGACAUGAUUCUGAAUCAGUCAGACCCACUUUUAGCAGUAUCUAAUCAUGAAAAUGUGUGUUUGGUCAAUACAAUAUGUUUGCCAUAUAUACCGUUGCUUUGCAUUUUAAACAGGACUUUCUUAAUUGCUCACUUUAUCAAAUGCUUUUUUACAGUCUAAUAGGAUCAUGUCAAUCUGUUGUUGUUGUUUUUUGUACGCGGAUUUGACAAGGCCAUUUGCAGGCAUAACUAUUUGUAACACUGUUAUAUAGAUGGUAUUCCCAAUUAUGCUUUAUUUUAUCUUUUUAUAUUGAUGACUCAUUGUUUACUGUAAAGCCUGUCCUGGUUUUUAGACUUCAUGUUUGUCAAUAAGUUAUUUAUAUUCUAUGGUUUUCCAACAGGUCCUGUCACAAGUACUUAUGAACAUAUUGAUAACAUUAUCUUAAAAAUCAGUAUUAUUCUUGGUUUUCCCUGAAUCUUCCUUUUUAUUCUGUAAGAUACAUGAACGUGUUGAAACCUUCCAUGAUGCUUUAAAUAGGAAGCUGUGUGGGGACAGGACAAAACCAAAGUAAGAUUCCUAGUAUGAAAAUAUUACCAGUUUGGACAUUUAACAUUUGAUUGAUUUACAUUAAGAUUGUGGAUAAAAAUAUAUUUAAAGAGAGGAUUUAUGUGCUUUGAAUAUACUAAAUUCAGUUUGAAUUCUGUGUGAAAAAUUUGGAAUUGAUACUUGGAUUAAAAUUAAAAACCAGGACAGGACUUUGACUAUUUUUGUAUAUUAUUAUUCGAAUUUACGGCUAGCUAACAUUUUCAAGGAUCUGAAUUGUUUCUUUUCAAAAUAGAUUAUUAUUGUUAUUGUUGA
Mercenaria mercenaria is the source of this 3434-nucleotide messenger RNA. RefSeq lists its product as uncharacterized. Gene Ontology annotation, biological process: signal transduction. The record is from RefSeq and is a predicted model, not a curated record. The coding region runs from base 118 to 1362 and encodes 414 amino acids. The transcript has 8 exons. Lineage: Eukaryota; Metazoa; Mollusca; Bivalvia; Venerida; Veneridae.